Messenger RNA from Ipomoea triloba (trilobed morning glory), 1603 nucleotides. Its product is annotated as ATP-citrate synthase alpha chain protein 1-like. Gene Ontology annotation, molecular function: succinate-CoA ligase (ADP-forming) activity. The coding region runs from base 158 to 1429 and encodes 423 amino acids. The record is from RefSeq and is a predicted model, not a curated record. Gene Ontology annotation, cellular component: succinate-CoA ligase complex. NCBI's taxonomy places the organism in Eukaryota, Viridiplantae, Streptophyta, Magnoliopsida, Solanales, Convolvulaceae. Gene Ontology annotation, biological process: succinyl-CoA metabolic process; tricarboxylic acid cycle. The transcript is spliced from 13 exons.
UUUUAUUUUGUUCAGCCACCUAAAACUCACCUAUAAAUAGCGUCACUGCCAUUCCCUAUAUCUCCGCCAUUGUUGUCUCAAUUACUCUUCGCAUAACCGAGAUCCUCUUACCUUCUUUGGCUCUCAAGUCUCAACUUUGGUGUGAAGAACUGAAGAAAUGGCACGCAAGAAGAUCAGAGAGUACGAUUCCAAGAGAUUAUUGAAGGAGCACUUCAAGAGGCUGGCGGGUUAUGAUUUGGCCAUCAAAUCCGCGCAAAUUAUAGAAUCAACAGAUUUCAAUCAGCUACAAGAGAAUGAGCCCUGGCUUUCCUCAACGAAGCUGGUUGUAAAACCCGACAUGUUAUUUGGCAAGCGUGGGAAAAGCGGGCUGGUUGCCUUAAAUCUAGAUCUAGCCCAAGUAGCUUCGUUUGUUAAGGAGCGGCUUGGCAAUGAGGUUCAGAUGGGUGGAUGCAAAGGUCCAAUCACGACUUUCAUCGUUGAGCCAUUUAUACCGCAUAAAGAAGAAUUUUACCUUAAUGUUGUUUCCGAGAGGCUUGGCAGUAGUAUAAGUUUUUCAGAAUGCGGAGGAAUAGAAAUAGAAGAGAAUUGGGACAAGGUUAAGACCAUCUUUGUGCCAACGGGGACAUCUUUUACAUCAGAGCUGUGUGCUCCACUUGUUGCAACACUUCCCCUCGAGAUCAAAAGUGUGAUCGAGGAGUUCAUCAAAGUGAUUUAUGCUCUAUUUUUAGAUUUGGACUUCACUUUCCUUGAGAUGAACCCGUUCACAUUGGUUGAUGGGAAGCCUUAUCCUCUGGACAUGAGGGGAGAACUUGAUGACACUGCUACUUUUAAGAACUUCAAAAAAUGGGGAAAUAUUGAAUUUCCAUUGCCAUUUGGGAGAGUAAUGAGUUCUACCGAAAGCUUUAUCCAUGGACUCGAUGAGAAGACAAGUGCGUCUUUGAAGUUCACGGUUUUGAACCCAAAAGGGCGAAUUUGGACUAUGGUGGCUGGUGGAGGUGCCAGUGUCAUCUACGCUGAUACGGUUGGUGAUCUUGGAUAUGCGUCUGAGCUUGGAAACUAUGCAGAAUACAGUGGCGCUCCCAAUGAAGAAGAGGUCUUGCAGUAUGCCAGAGUCGUUAUUGAUUGUGCAACUGCAGACCCCGAUGGUCGUAAGAGGGCUCUUGUGAUUGGCGGUGGUAUAGCAAACUUCACCGACGUUGCUGCUACGUUUAAUGGCAUCAUCCGAGCCUUGAAGGAGAAGGAAUCGAAGCUCAAGGCUGCGAGAAUGCAUUUAUAUGUGAGAAGAGGAGGCCCAAACUACCAGAGGGGGCUUGCUAAGAUGAGAUCUCUUGGUGAAGAAAUCGGCAUCCCCAUCGAGGUUUACGGGCCGGAGGCGACGAUGACUGGCAUCUGCAAACAGGCAAUUCAGUGCAUCACUGCAGCUGCAUAAAGCUAGCCAAUCUCAAUUCUCAACUCACAUUGUCAAACUGGAGAUUUUCACUUCUUUGUUAUUAUUUGUAAAAUCUGUGUUACAGGAUUUUAUAGCAAUGUUGUUAUUCCCAUGUUAUAAACUUUGGUCUGCAAUAUUUGAGAUUGAAAUGGCUGGUGAUUUUUUUUUUAUUCA